UUUAUAUUUGCAUCUGUACAGUUUGUUGUUCAUUGAUCCUGUUUACAGUUACUGUUCUAUAGAUUGCUAAGUACGUAGGCAGAAAAACAAUCUCUGGGUUGAAUGUGGUGAGAUGUAUGUAGUCUGAUAAUAGAUUUUACAUUGAACUUUAAUAGCUGGCUUGAUACCAAUUUUACAUAUCAACAGGAGAUAAUGCGGUCUUCCAGAUAACACGUUCAAAGUGCAAGGUACCAACUCUCAAGACCAGGAUUUCUACAGAAUCAAGAAAUAAUGGAGAAACCACAGGCCUUUCAACAGUGUGGCACAAGGAAAGGGCGUUUGACCAGUGUGCUGGCUUUGGCUACUCUAGUGUCUGUUUUUGGAUCCUCCUUCCAAUAUGGUUAUAAUGUCGCGGUUAUCAAUUCUCCAAGUUUGCACAUGCAAAGGUUUUACAACCAGUCUUAUUUUGAUCGAUAUGGGAAAUACAUGGACAGUAGCUUCCAGACUUUGCUGUGGUCUCUCACUGUCUCAAUGUAUCCACUUGGAGGAUUCUUUGGCUCCUUGAUGGUUGCCCCACUGGUGAAUUAUUUUGGCAGAAAAGGCACCUUGUUGUUUAACAACAUCUUUUCUAUCAUCCCAGCAAUAAUGAUGGGAACCAGCAACGCAUCCAAAUCAUUUGAAAUUAUAAUUAUUGCCAGAAUCAUUGUUGGAAUCUGUGCUGGCCUCUCAUCCAACGUGGUCCCUAUGUACCUGGGCGAGCUCUCACCAAAGAACUUCCGAGGAGCCAUUGGGGUGAUGCCCCAACUCUUCAUCACAAUUGGAAUCCUGAUUGCUCAGAUAUUUGGAUUAAGAAAUGUCCUAGCAAAUGACAGAGGUUGGCCAUUGCUCUUGGGACUGACCGGAAUCCCAGCCGUGGUGGAGUUAAUCUUUCUGCCUUUCUUCCCCGAGAGCCCCAGAUACACGUUGAUUCAAAAGGGCGAUGAAACUGGAGCAAGAGCAGCUUUAAGGCGUCUGAGAGGAUGGGAGGACGUUGAUGGUGAAAUUGAGGAGAUGCGUUUGGAAGAUGAGUCCGAGAAAGCUGAAGGUCGGUUGUCUGUACUCAAUCUUUGCUCAUUCAGGUCACUACGCUGGCAGUUAAUCACCGUCAUUGUUCUGAACAUGGGACAGCAGCUCUCUGGAGUUAAUGCAAUAUAUUACUAUGCAGACAGCAUAUAUCGAUCGGCAGGGGUGAAGGAGAACGAUAUUCAGUAUGUGACUGUUGGCACAGGAUCGGUCAAUGUGUUCAUGACCAUAGCAGCAACGGCUAUAAUCGAAAAGGCUGGGCGCAGGCUGCUCCUCCUGCUGGGAUUUGCCAUUUGCUGCAUCUUCUGCAUGAUCUUAACCAUGAGUCUGAACCUCCAGGACUCCAUUGAUGGAAUGUCAUAUCUCAGCAUAGUCUGCAUAAUCGUAUAUGUUAUCGGACAUGCAAUAGGACCUAGCCCCAUUCCGUACGUGAUAACAACAGAAAUAUUUCGUCAAUCCUCCAGACCGGCUGCCUUCAUGGUGGCAGGAUCAGUUCACUGGUUAUCCAACUUCCUCGUGGGCCUCAUUUUCCCGUUUCUUGAGAAGGGGAUUGGCGAGUACAGCUUCAUCAUUUUUGGGGUGAUCUGCCUGGCCACUUUUACCUACAUCUUCUUCGUCAUUCCUGAAACGAAAAACAAGACCUUCCUGGAGAUCAGUCAGAUUCUGGCCAAGAGGAACAACGAGGAGGUGAAAGUGGAGCAGGAGCAGCUGGAUCUGAGUCUGAGGGAUGUGGGUCACGAACAGUGGAAGGCAGAGAAGAGCACAUAUCUCUAACCAACCCCAGUAUGUUCCUCGGGCUGGAAUCAUUUUGUGAAUACUAACCACACACAUGUUAACGUUUGUAGGAGGCUCCUUUGCCACUUGGUCUAACAAGAGUGCUAAUACAUUUACAAUCAUUCAGUGUCAUUAUCAUUGCUGGUAGAAUUCCAUUCCUUAAACCUACUACCUUAUUAACUCCCUCACAUCUAAAAGAAAUUCCUGAAAACCUAUAUCUCUGCCAAUGUUUUUUGUAAUGUGCAAAUGCAAAAGCUUUUAGAUAGUGUUUAUUGACACCAGUCAAUGAGGUUAUUGACCAUAAUAUAAUAUAGGCAUCCGUUAGUCUCGUGAGACCGUGGAUUUGUGCCUUGGAAGGUUUCCAGGGCGCAGGCCUUGGCAAGGUUGUAUGGAAGACCGGCAGGUGCCCAUGCUGCAAGCAUCCCCUCUCCAUGCCAUCAAUGUUGUCCAAGGGAAGGGCACUAGGGCCGAUACAUCUUGGCACCGGAGUCGUCGCAGAGCAAUCUGUGGUUAAGUGCCUUGCUCAAGGACACAACACGCUGCCUCAGCUGAGGCUGGAACUAGCGACCUUCAGAUCACUAGACCGACACCUUAACCACUUGGCCACACGCCAAUACUAUUGACCAGGACAGCAUGGAAACAGGUCUUUUGCCCCAAUUUCUCCAUGGCAACCAUGCUUCUGGCCCUAAGAUGGUCCCGUUCACCCACAUUUGGUCCAUUUCCCUCUAAACCAGGGGUUCCCAACCAUUUUUAUGCCACGGACUCCUACCAUUAACUGAGGGGUCCCCGGACCCUAGGUUGGAAACCCCUCCUACCUGUGUAUGUACUUAAUCAAAUAUUUUUAUAUGCUAUUAUUGCGGAUUUGAUCAGCUUUAUCAGAUUAGUUUUAUAAUUCACGUGGACUUCAAAAUACUUAAAUAUACAUCUGACAAAUAAAGUUACUGUAAUCUUUCAUAA
This is a messenger RNA of Mobula hypostoma (lesser devil ray), 2772 nucleotides long. It is a transcript of the gene slc2a1a, whose product is annotated as solute carrier family 2 member 1a. Lineage: Eukaryota; Metazoa; Chordata; Chondrichthyes; Myliobatiformes; Myliobatidae. Gene Ontology annotation, molecular function: hexose transmembrane transporter activity. Gene Ontology annotation, biological process: monosaccharide transmembrane transport. The transcript has 12 exons. Gene Ontology annotation, cellular component: plasma membrane. The record is from RefSeq and is a predicted model, not a curated record. The coding region runs from base 271 to 1815 and encodes 514 amino acids.